Lepisosteus oculatus (spotted gar) is the source of this 6453-nucleotide messenger RNA. RefSeq names its product 5-hydroxytryptamine (serotonin) receptor 1B (gene htr1b). The record is from RefSeq and is a predicted model, not a curated record. Gene Ontology annotation, biological process: G protein-coupled dopamine receptor signaling pathway; vasoconstriction; adenylate cyclase-activating adrenergic receptor signaling pathway. Gene Ontology annotation, cellular component: plasma membrane. Gene Ontology annotation, molecular function: G protein-coupled serotonin receptor activity; dopamine neurotransmitter receptor activity, coupled via Gs. NCBI's taxonomy places the organism in Eukaryota, Metazoa, Chordata, Actinopteri, Semionotiformes, Lepisosteidae.
GGCAAGUGCUUAGUCGCAAAACCUUAUAACUUUUCAGGUACUCAAGGAGCUAUCGCUAUCUAGAUAAAAGAAUGGACUUACAAAGCACAUGCAGGGAAUACUCUCGGCUGACAUAUUUUCACAUCAAUAUCGUAUGUGAUGUACUUUUUAUAUAGCAAUGAAUUUGAUUGAUAAAAUGGAAUUCCUUUCAUCAGAUCUGAAAUUGAUCGACUUUGAUAGAACUGGAAACGAAUGACUAGAGGCUGAAUGCAAAAAUGAAGAACGACGAGAAAUCUGUUUAAGAAUGCUUCGUGAAAAUGUGUUUCCAAGUCAUGAAUCGCUUUUACUUCUUCGGAUUAUAGGCUACAGUAUAAAACCCGAGGAGUUCAAGUUACGUUUGCAAAGGAUGCCAAAGAAGCAUGUUUUACGAUAAAAAAAAUUACCCUAAAGGAGAGGGUUAUUUCCAUGCACGCUUCUUGAUAUCCAGCUCACGAAUUACGGUUAAAGCACUUAAAUGUUUUAGAUUUACUUAGUUUCUUAAGACUUUCAAGUCGUUAGUAAUAGGUAACAAACCUUAUCAUAUUUGCCUAAUAAUAGUGCUGUAUUUCUAAUCUUAUGUUAUCCUGCACAAUACUAAGGUAUGGAGGAAUCUAGUCAAUUAAAACUAUCACCUGGCAUUUACGGAGAAGCGUUGAAUAUUUCAACGAAUGAUACCAAUGUGAAUUACAGCGCUAAGGCUGAAGAAAAAGAAGGGAACUUAGUUUUCCAGACAACUUUAGCUGUGACCUUAUCUCUCCUAACCCUCGCUACGGCUUUAGCCAAUGCGUUUGUUAUCGCUACUAUUUAUCAGUCAAGGAAGCUACACACGCCUGCGAACUUUCUGAUAGCUUCGCUGGCUGUAACUGACCUUCUAGUGUCCAUCCUGGUUAUGCCUGUGAGCGCUCUCUAUACCGUGAGCCGGACUUGGACUUUAGGACAAAUAGUGUGCGACAUCUGGCUCUCCUCAGACAUAACGUGUUGCACCGCUUCAAUCCUUCAUUUAUGCGUGAUCGCCCUGGAUCGUUACUGGGCGAUCACCGACGCUGUUGAGUACGCCAAAAAGCGGACCCCCGCGAGGGCAGCGGGGAUGAUCGCAAUUGCUUGGAUCAUCGCCAUCUCCAUCUCUGUCCCGCCUUUGUUUUGGCGUCAGGUCAAGGCAGAAGAAGUAACCAGCUGCUACGUGAAUACCGACCACAUCUUUUACACGAUCUACUCCACCUUUGGAGCCUUCUACAUCCCCACGUUGCUGCUCAUCGCCCUGUACGGGAGGAUCUAUGUGGAAGCCCGCACAAGGAUCUUAAAACAGUCGCCGAAAAAGACGGGGAAAAGACUAACUUCGGCUCACUUGAUCACUAACUCCCCAGGGUCUGUGGCUUCAACGACGUCCCUGAACUACAGGACUCAGGAGAAUUCAUCUAGCGACACCGGGUCACCGGUUAAUCUAAACCAAGUAAAAGUAACGGUGUCCGACGCGCUUUUAGAGAAGAAGAGAAUUUCCGCAGCUAGGGAGAGAAAAGCUACCAAAACCUUAGGAAUCAUCCUGGGAGUUUAUAUAAUCUGCUGGCUGCCAUUCUUCAUUCUCACCUUACUGGUGCCUAUUUGUGCGACUUGCACGUUUUAUCCAGAAUUGUUUGACUUCUUCACCUGGCUAGGCUAUCUCAAUUCUUUAAUCAACCCCAUCAUAUACACCAUGUCUAACGAGGAUUUCAAACAGGCUUUUCAAAAACUCAUUCGUUUUAGGUGCUGCAGGUCAUGAGUUUGUGGAGAAUAAGUUAAAAAUGGGAUAAAAUCCUGUAAUGGCUUUCCAGGUCAAAAGGUAGGAUCCACAGCAACAUCAGUUGUGUUAAAUGUUGUUGAACAUCAUCCUAUACACUUGACAAUAAACACCACGACAAUUAAAUGCAUUUUAGGUCCUAGUCUAAUUAUAUAGAUAUUGACUAGGACGUGCAAACGUCGGAAAACGUAGGUAAUAAAAACAUCACCAAAACCGAGGAAUAAAAUUGGUUGAUUUUUAGGGGUAAGAGGGCUGAGACAUUUAAGCAUUAAAACAUAUUUAAACGCAUUUUUUUAUUUUCUGUUUAACCUGUAUAAGACCUGAAUUGGUAAUAAUUUCACAUUCACAUAUUUGUGUUUAAAACAUUAAGAUGAUGCUUAAUGACAAUGGUUUCUGAAGACUAUGGUAUCAAAUAGAAAAAAAAUAAAUAUUACUACACGGGAUAAUUGAUACAUAAGAUCUAAAAGUCAUUGUUUGUGUGGAAGAUAAAAAGCAUGUGAGGAGUACACGUCCCGCUGCCGAAAUUCGUCGAUGCAGUGAAUUGCUUACGACAAAGCCAAUAAUAACACGUUGAAAAAACACUGAUAUUAUGGGGUAAUAGAAAGUUUUUUUUUUUAAAUCAGAAUAACCGUAUGAGAAAAACACAGUAUCCAGUUAAUUACCUAAAUAGUAUUAAAUGAUGCAGUUGUUGGAACAUUGCGAAAUUAUACUGUAUAUGAAUGUAAGGAAGGUUACAAACAAGAGCAGACUACAGUAUUCGUUCCAUCUAGUCUGCUUGGUUGCUAGUACCUUACUGAUCCGCAGAUAUCAUCCUGGCCGUUUCAACAGUUUGAAUUACUAGUAUAAAUAUUUAAAUAGGCUUGAUUGGAAUGUCAUUUCCAUAAGGGUGAAACUUUCGGAUAAAUAAGUUAUUUUGGCACGUACUGUAUUUAUAAUGUGUUUUAUUUUGACACUCAUACAGUACAGUAUGUACAGUACCUCAUUAAGACAAGGAGUUGCGAGAAAACAUGUCCCCCUCACGUUUGGUCCGCCUACAAGUGAUUCAAAUCGCGUUUCACCUGCAAACGAACAGUUUCUUUUUUUCACUUUUACUUUGUUUCGGUUUUCACCUGCACAUUUGUAAGAUAAUUCGGGUUUUGUUCAUUUCUUUCACUUCCAUACUGAUCAAAUUUCCACUGGCAUGCUGUCAACGUGAUAGCAUGGGCCCGUUUUUAGCUACUGUAUCUUUUUCUUCGUUUACCUUCGGGUUAUUUGGUGCUCACAUCAAAUAAUUUCAGGAAAAGUGUUACUGUGCCGAAACAUUUUUUCUCUGGAAAGCACCGUCCUUUCAGAAGGCACUUGUUAUCGACAUCGCGACUGUAAAAUUAGGUUCAUUCAAGCAAAAGCAAAUAUUACCGAUGCUUGCCUUUUUUCGCACUUUGUCAAUCAAGUUGUAUUUCUGAGACAGUUUACCUAGCGGGAGAUUAUGGCAAAGGUUUACAUUUUAUACAUCCGUCUACUAAACUGUUUUAAGUUAUAAUAAUCUUUUGUGGUGAAUGUUGACUUAUAACCGUUGCUACAUCAUGCUUGAAACAUACAUUAUUUUUAACAAUUGUGCUGUAUGGUGUCGUUAACUCUUGAUAAGCUCUGGGUGAUCACGCAUGUCACAAACAUUUUGAUGAGCUGUUUGGUGGUUUCAGAUAAUAGAAUGGUUUCAAAGCUAGAAUGCGUUUUGGAUUACACUUCGCAAAAAGAUGAUUAAGGAACUGUUCAAAGUUAAAAUCCCAACUGAGAACACAUUUUUCAAACGACCUCGGUCCAUUAUGGACUAAUUCAGGUGUGAGGGAGGUUUUCCACGUAUAGGCAUACCGAAGUACAAUUCAACACUAAAAAGUGGCAAACGAAAUUCGUGUAAAAGUGCCAUCCAUGUAAUUUUCGUGGUUUUCUUCGUGCUUGACAUCGGUAGCUUCACUCACACCUGAAGUGUGAUUGCGCAGCGGCUCAAGGCCUGUCACGUGAUCUCUGCUGUGACACACACGGGUAAUUGUUGCGUUUCUGAAACACUGCGGUCUUGUUGUAGCGGCCAUCUGUGCUGCGCAAUCAAUACACUGUAUUGCACCCCAACCUAAAACGAAUUACUCGAAAAACUUUGAAGUACACAUAAUUUAGUAUGCUAUUUUUGAACAUCCAUUCAAAAGUUGAAAAUAGUUCAUUAACUUCCAUUUAUUUAGGAAAGGUUACCUUUCUACCACAAGUGUUUAAAAGCCGUUUUCUUUUCCACAACAGGAAAUGCCGCAUUAAAUUUGACAUCAAAGCUUUUUUAAAUCUACGCCCUGUGAUAGAGAACGUUUCUCCAGUUGUAUGUUACCCGUGUUAUGUACAGUAUUUUAGCAAUAGUCUGUACUACAGAUACGCAGUUAUGAUUUUAACAGCAUAAACGUACUUGAUAAAAAAUUGUUCAAAAAAUGCUGUUUGAAAUGACCAUUUAACACAUGAUAACACAAAAUGAUCUUAAUCUGCCAUAAUGAUGUUCAUACUCGUUCGUGUUAGUUUAGACAGGCCUGCUUGACACAUUCUAUACUGGGUGUAUAAUAGUUCAUUAAUCGGAUGUUCUUCUCCACCCAUAAUGUACUGUCAUGAUUCCAUCCCUGAAUCAUGCAAGAAUUCACCUUAAACAUGAAACGUGUUCACAUGGUCAUUUAAACAUGAAGAACAUUCACCCAUGUCACAGUAUGUACUGUAUGGGAAACUCGAGCUUUGCUCUCGAGGGAGGUUAAUUUGUGUUUUGUGUGUACCUUUGUGUUUCUGUGAAAACAGUUUUUCUAAGACUAUCUUCUACUGGAUGUAAAACACAUUGGAAAACCCAACACCUCGUCUUCAUAAUAGUGUGACAUUGUACAUUUUAAUUUUGUCUCAGUUGACAAAUAGCAGGAAACCUCCAAAGACUAAAUAGAUUCAUGAGGAACUUUAAAGCUCCCCAGAACAAUCAAUUAACUAAACCUUUAACUGAAUAUUUGUGUUGCAUUACAGUCCAAUGAGUGCAAGGCUCAAUGUGCUACAAAAUCUGUGGAAAUGACCAUACACACUUAGACUGCUUUGAAAUACAGGGAUAAAUAAAGUUUAUGAAAGGCAAACAGCAGCAAGAAUGAAUACAAACUGUGCCAAAUGUAUGUAACGUUCAAUGUUUGUAUGUAUUGAUUUACUGUGUAAAGAAAACUGUUUUGUUUCAUGAAACAUAUUCAGGAGUCAGGUAACUGUGUAAUGGGAAUAUUUUUUUCAUACAAAGAGCUGCUGUAUAAUAAAUGCUUCUUUGCACCAAAACCAUAUUGAUUGAUUCAGCUCUUGUAUCUGAGUAAAAUUCCAUCAAACCAUGUUUUUGUCAUUAGCUGUGUUCUUAAAAGUUAAAUGGAAAAGGUUUUUGGAGACCAAGCUAAUGAUGGCUUAACCUCCUACUGUAUAUCAUUCGUCAGACAGAAAAAAAACAUGUCAUAUUUUAAGGUAUUGCUUUUGUUUUCUGGUAGUAUGAGAACAUACAUACACUGUCUUAGCAAAGUAAAAACAACACAUAUACUUGUAAAUGCAAUUUGAGUAUAAUAGAUUAUCAAUAAACUCCAAAUUUUAGGGCACAUUCUUUGAUCCUUGAUCAUGUUCAUAAAACGCACUGCUUGUGUCAGAAUACAAACUAAAAAACUAGAAUACAGUAGAUGAAAAUCUGACAAUGUUAACAAAAUAACUAAGAGGACUAUGAUUGAAGACCUGCUAAGAUAUUAAAGGCAGUAUUAUAAACUUUAAUAUAACAUUACAAUCAUGCUCUUAUUAUACUGUAUUGUAUUAAGGUUGUUUUGUAUUAUUUCUUCCACAUUUGUCACAUUUACAGCUUUGUAAAUGGAAUUGAUUUGUUUGGCCAAGUGGUUUUAUGAGUAUGUUUUGCAAAGCUGUUAAGGCAGUAUGUGCAUCUGUAUUAAAAUGGUAACAAAUGAUUCAUCAUGAACAAAGUGUAAUCUGAGCCUGUCCAGGGUGCUUUGGUGUUAUUUAAUUCAUUAAAUUUGACCUUGAUAUAGUCAAAGUCUGAACACAUUCAGUAACAACAAAUUCCAAAUGCAGUAUUAGAUAGUGGGAAGAAACAAGAAGUCUCUAAUGCUACAAUCAAGAAUGGUUUGCGACUGUCAAGUGAGUCAAAGUUUCCAUUUAAUCUGGGAAAUCAUGCUACCGUGAGUUUUUAAGGUUGGUCUUCCUUAAGAACAAAUAAUGCUUUGGUACAUCCUUACUUGAGAAGUGGAGUUCAAGCAAACAAGGAGGUACACAACUGAGGUUAAUCCCUCAGAAAUGAAAGUGAAUUGCAGGUUAUCACUUACAAUGCAACAAAAACAUUCAAUCACUUUUUAGAGCCUGUCUGCUGGGGAAAAAAAAUGAUUUAUUAACCAGUCAAUAACUAAACAAGGUUUUUCAACACCUUCAUGGAUGGACUGUUUGUAACUGUGUUUACAAAAAGGUAAAAUGCAUAUCGUUUAUGUCUACAGUUUCUGCACUGGCUUGUUACCCGUCAGGACAGAUAUUUAAGAAUUAAGAAUUAAUAUGGGAUGUAAAGAUACUGUUUUCUGGGAGAGUGUGCCGAGUGUGUUGUGUUGAGUCAUAAGAAGCCAAAGAUAACGAAGCUUAGAUAAAGUUGAUUAAGCAGUGUA